GGAUAACAUUUUGCUUAAAAUUUCACAUAUUUGUUGAAUUAAAACGUACGCUCCGGAAAGCUGGCUUGCUGGUUCGUUGAUAAAAGGACUUUCUACAAGUCGUUUUACGAGUCCACCACUGGUGGGACCGGUGUCGAUCAACGUGUCACACAUCGACCCCCCUCUUCUUAGAGAGGAUAUCAGGGAUUCGCGUAACGUACGUGGUCUCGCUUUCCUCCGAUCUUUAGUGCUAGCGACCUCGUUGCAGUAACUGUUCAAACGAUCGUGCUUAACAUUGGGUUCCCUCGUAAGGACAGCAAGUGAAAGAGUUCGCACACCUGCGAUAACAUGGGAAAGGCUAAAAAGGGCAAGAAGGAAGCGGUUGCUGCCGGAGCAGGUUUAGAGGAUAAUGUCAGCGAUAAUGAAUCCGUACCGCAGACUGAUCUUACGGAAACUGAAGCCGAAAAUCGGAAAAAUGACAAAAAGUCGAAAAAAGAGAAGAAAGCCAAGAAACCGGUUGUAGAUAGCGACGAGGACGAGGAAGAUGAUGUGGCCACGUUGACAGAGACUGUGAAAAAAAUGGCUGUGACGAAAAAGAAGGAUAAACCAUCCACCAAAAAGGAACCACCGGUGGGUAAUGACUCCGAUGAUGAUAAUGAAGGAGGAAAAGCUGGCAAGGGCAAGGAUACGAAGAAAAAGAAAGCCACCAAACCUGAGCCGGCAGGCUUUUCCUUGCUAAUGAUGGAUGAUGAUGAGGACGAACAGGAUGAGCCCGAGGAGGAGCCUGAAGAAGCUUCACGCAAAAAUUCGAUGGAGGAUGAAGUCGCUCCCGAAGAUCCUGGCAAAGGCAAGAAUUCGGUUCAAGCGAAGGAGGAAGAGGAUGCUGGCGGCAAGGGCGGUAAGAAGGGGAAGAAAAAGAAGAAGAAGGUCGAUGACGAUGAUGACGAAAUCGAGCGUAUGUUGGCCGAACUGGACAUGGAGUACUCGGGCAAAGCUCCUGUCGCUACAGCAGUGGCUGAGCAAGACGUGCCUCCUGCGGAGAAGCCGAGUAAGAAAAAGGAUAAAAAAAAGAAAAAGGAUGAACCAAACGCUGUUGAAGCCCCAACGGUUGAAAGCCAGCCGAGGAUUUCACACAAACAGGACACUCAGAAAGAGCAGCAACAAGUUACGUCCCAGGUGGAACCGGUAGCAAACGAGGAAUCCAAAAAAAGCAAAAAGAAGGGAAAAAAGAACGAAGCGUCAUCAGUGAAACCGGAACCGGAAGAAGCUAGUGCAUCUUCGGAAAAAUCCGAAACUAGCGGGAAAAAGGCGGAAGGAGAGGCCCAGAAUGCGGAAGGUCCCGUCGAGACGAAAAAGAAAAAGCCCAAUAAAGCAGCGCUGGCCGUCAUGCAGGAGCGUUUGAAGGCUAUACGCGAGGAAGAGGAACGUUUGCGCAAAGAGGAGGAAGAGAAAAUGAAGCUUGAGGAGCAAGCCGAGGAGUUCCGGUUAGAACAGGUGCGGUUGGAGCAAGAAAAGAAGGAAAAGAAAAAGCAAAAGGAAAAGGAACGCAAGGAACGACUGAAAGCGGAAGGAAAAUUACUCACCGCGAAACAGAAGCAAAACCGCGCACGUGCCCAAGCAAUGCUGGAAGCACUGAAGGCGCAGGGAAUCGGUAUUCCUGAGACGACUGGCGAAAAGCGUGCCCGCCCCGGAACUAGGAUUCGUCCGAAGAAGAAUCAAGAAGCCAACAAGGAACAGUCAGAAUCGAAGGAGUCUACACCGUCCGCGGAGGAGACAAAACCGCAAGAAGGCGAGCAGGUGAAAGAAAAAGAAGUGAAGGAGUCGUGGGACGUAUCGGACAGCGAGGAGGAAGAGGCCGGAAAAGCCGCCAAAACCGGGGAAAACGAAGCCCAAAAAUCCAAUGCAGAACUACGUCAGCAGCAGUCCGUCGAGUCGAAGGAGAGCCGUGAUUCCGACGACGACAGGGAUGAGGACGAUGAUGAGGAAGACGACGACGAUAAUGAUGAUUCUGAAGACGAUGAUAACUCCGGCGACGAUGAUGAUGAAUCUAGUUCAGAAGCAGACGAUCAUCGGGGAGAAGCGGAGAAGCUGCGCCAGCGAGCGCUAGAUCGGAUUGCGAGUCGCACACAGGAAGCGGAAAAGAAAAGGACGCUCGAAAAUUUGCGCGCUUCCGUCGUGUGUGUACUUGGACACGUAGACACGGGCAAGACGAAGAUUUUGGAUAAGCUGCGUCGAACGAACGUACAGGACGGUGAAGCGGGUGGUAUCACGCAACAGAUCGGUGCCACGAACGUACCGGCCGAGAACAUCAAGGAGCAGACGAAAUUCGUGAAGGGUUUCCAGGAGCUGCAGUUCAAGCUACCAGGGUUGUUAAUCAUCGAUACGCCCGGGCACGAGUCGUUCAGCAAUUUACGAUCCCGUGGAUCUUCACUGUGCGACAUCGCCAUCCUGGUCGUGGAUAUUAUGCACGGACUGGAACCACAAACGAUCGAGUCGAUCAAUUUGUUAAAAUCGAAACGCACGCCCUUCGUGGUGGCGCUAAACAAGAUCGAUCGGUUAUACGAUUGGAGCACUAUGCCUCGCAAGGACAUCCGCGACAUUCUGAAGGCGCAGGCAUCCAACACACAGCUGGAGUUCACGCAGCGCACUAAGGAGAUUAUUGUGCAGUUUGCUGAACAGGGUCUCAACGCUGCUUUGUUUUAUGAAAAUCCCGAUCCUAAGACGUACGUUUCUCUCGUUCCGACCAGUGCCAUAACCGGCGAGGGUAUGGGAAAUCUGUUGUUCCUGAUAGUCCAGUUCUGCCAGAAGCAACUGGCCAAGCGACUGAUGUAUUCCGAUGAUUUGCAAGCAACCGUGCUCGAGGUGAAAGCCAUACCUGGUCUGGGUACGACAAUCGAUGCUAUUUUAAUCAACGGAAAGCUGCGUGAAGGCGAUACGAUGAUUUUGGCUGGAACGGAAGGACCCAUCGUGACGCAGAUAAAGGCACUUCUUAUGCCGCAACCAAUGAAGGAGCUGCGUGUAAAGAAUGCGUAUGUAGAGCACAAAGAGAUCAUGGCAGCACAAGGUGUAAAGAUUGCGGCCAAAGAGCUCGAAAAAGCAAUCGCAGGGUUGAAUCUUCAGAUUGCCCACAAACCAGAUGAAGUGGAAAUUUUCAGGGACAUAGUGGCUCGUGAAUUAAAAUCCGCUUUAAAUAGCAUCAAGCUUAGUGAUCGUGGUGUGUACGUGCAAGCAUCGACUCUUGGAUCACUCGAGGCUCUGUUAGAGUUCCUGAAAACGUCGUCAAUUCCAUAUUCGGGCAUUCGUAUUGGACCAGUCGUCAAACGCGAUGUAAUGAAAGCAUCUACUAUGCUGGAGCACGAAAAUCAGUAUGCUACAAUAUUGGCGUUUGAUGUGAAAGUGGAACGAGAUGCCCAGGAGCUGGCCGACAAUCUUGGUGUGAAGAUCUUCCAGGCGGAUAUCAUUUAUCAUCUAUUCGACAAAUUCAUGGCGUACCGAGAGGAAAUCAAGCAACGUAAGCGAGACGAAUUCAAGUCCAUCGCUGUUUUUCCGUGCAAACUUAAGAUUCUACCUCAGUUCGUGUUUAACUCGCGUGACCCGAUCGUUAUGGGGGUGAUUGUAGAAGCCGGUAUUGUCAAGGAAGGCACACCGAUUACUGUGCCUAGUAAAGAGUUUACUGACCUGGGGGUCGUGACGUCGAUCGAAGCUAAUCACAAACAACUCGAAACUGCUCGCAAGGGACAGGAAGUUUGCAUCAAGAUCGAACCUAUUCCAGGCGAGACACCGAAAAUGUUUGGUCGUCAUUUUGACGAUACAGAUAUGCUAGUUAGUAAGAUUUCUCGUCAAAGUAUCGAUGCGUGCAAGGACUACUUCCGAGAUGAUCUUUUAAAAUCCGACUGGACUCUUAUGGUGGAACUGAAGAAGACCUUCCAGAUAUUGUAGUUCGCCAACAGGUGUCUAGUCUUGAGCAGCUUAGUUUUCGUGUGUCAAUUAUGUUUCACUCCCGUUUUCUUUCUCUCCUGCUUCGGUUGUUGAGUUCAUCACAACAAACUGUCAGAGAUUUUUGUGUUUUUUGUUCUGUCUUUUAAGUAUCGCUUUUGUUUUAUUCCAUUGAAUUUUAUCCUGCAUUGCGUUUUUUUACCAGGAACAAAUUUUUAGCUCAAAUUUUACUUUUAAAUUCUUUUAUUGCACUUUCUGUUUGUGUCGUUGACGGCGCUUUUAGCUGGAGCGUGCAAUACCAUCGUGUUGGAAAAAGUCGUACUAAUCUGCAAUAAACUUCAAUUGUCUUGUAAUCGGCACCGAACGUGGUAUGCCAGAAAGGAUGUUCUUUGUUUGCAAGACAACCCGAUGAACCACGAAUA
Molecule: messenger RNA, 4337 nt
Organism: Anopheles nili
Lineage: Eukaryota; Metazoa; Arthropoda; Insecta; Diptera; Culicidae
Gene: eIF5B
Product: eukaryotic translation initiation factor 5B
Exons: 8
Coding region: 328-3918 (1196 amino acids)
Molecular function (GO): GTP binding; translation initiation factor activity; GTPase activity
Source: RefSeq, a predicted model, not a curated record